UUGCGUGUGGGGCGCCGGUUGACAUUGGUUGACAUCGUGGAGCGGUCGACGCGUGCUAUCGAGCCCGAGUGACAGGUGGUGCUCCCAUCCCAUACACAUUAGUCGCUCGCGCGAGGAUCGCGACAAGGAGGACGUCGUCGCGUCUGUAAAGUGUGGUGUAACGUCUUUCUGCGGAAAGGAACGCGCGUAUCACGAGUGAGGAAGAGGUGAGAAACACGAGGAGCGCCCUGAACACAGCCGCAAGUCGUUACUCCGACUCGUAUACGACUCCCGCGAAUACUAGUCCAAAUCGCCGUGACAUGCACGCACAAUCGGUGCGUAGCUGCUCCUAGGUGCUCCCUUGUGUCAGGUCCUACGAUGUAUACCACAUAUCCGUGCGACGACUUACCCGGGAGAUUCAGCUGCAGAAGAGCUUAUUCGAGAUUACUCUCCGGCAGGCCAGACAUAAAACCGCAGGGAUUUUCGUUUCUUAUUCGGUGCUGGGACAAGGUUGGCGGAUCUAUAUGGGGCAAUGCGUGUCUCGUAAGGCGGGCGCCGUCGUCGCAGCAUCCGGUCAUCACAAUUCGCCUUCGUACCGUAUCAUGGACAAGGCCCAGAAACAGGGCGACCUACGGGGCUCUUCGAAGCGCGGCACAUCACACACACGCGGCACCGCAAUGUCUUUCGGCUUCCGGCGAAGGCCCACUAGCGGGAUUCCGAUGCCGAUAACGAACUACUCCACCAGCACCGUCACCGAGAAGAGCCUGCUGCAUCCACGAUCGAAGUCAGCCGGCCCGGAACAGAAUCGUAGACGGGCGAUGGACGACGACAACAGCAAUGCGAUCCAUAACUCGUCGUCUGGUCGGUCGACGCCGCGAUUGGCGCCACCGAAGAAGGACUCGAACGGAACCGGUGUCAGAACCAACCGUUUCGGGUAUCGGCAGCCUCAGAGGUUCACGAACAAGGUCGGUGAUAUUUGUAGCAGCCACAAUAUCAGUCAUUACAAUCAGGAGAAGCUGCAGCAACAUCAGCAGCAGCAACAGUAUUAUCAACAACAGCAGCCGGAGAAUUAUUUUGUCAAACAACAACAGCCGAAUAGGGUUGCGCAAGUGCAGCAACAUUUGUGCAAUACAACGGCGCCGUCGAAGCCUCGAUCGUCGCCAUCGAAUAACGUGGCUUACGGCAGCAGCAAUAAUACGAUGAUGCAGUACGCGGACGCCAACAAACGAGUCUCAGGCAUUCCUGAACCCAUUAGUAGGUAUACUCUGCAUACCAGUCACUUGCCGCUUCCGCAGUUCGCCGUGCGAGUAAGCGAUUCCAAUUCCAAGAUCGCUAAGACAGCAGCGAAUCAAAGCAGAAAGAUAUCCACGUCGAAGGGUUCGUCCAGUUCAAAGGAGGGCUCGGUGACCGAAGAUUCGGGUGUCAGCAGCCAGCCGGCUGGCCCAGAAGACGACAGAAUUAGGUCGAUGGAUUAUAUGGAUGAAGGUUCUCUGAGGAGACGCGGCAUCGGCAGACCGAGAAAUUUGCGUAUGGUGGUAAACGGCAAGAGCUUCGACGUGAGAGACGUUCGAGACGACGAUAGCACGGUCACAGAGAUUUCCGUGAUCCCGUUGCCCAAGUCGUUCGCGACCGCCGCGGCCAAUUUAAAUACCGGCUUUGUACGAGAGCGGGCUACGCAGUACCAACGGAUCGUAAACAAGGACAACAGAUACACUGAUUCGACCGCGUCGAUGUCCACCACAUCUUCAGAAGGAUACGAGGAAGGUUGCCUUAGCGAGGAAAAGGUUUUCAAGGACCGUUCGCGUACAGAGAAAAUCCCAUCCAUAAAAUCAGACUUUAGUCCGCCGAGUUCGGACGAUCCCGAGUACGGUCAUGGUGAGGCCAUGGCAGACGAGUAUUCAUUGAGCUCCAGCGACGAAUGCCAGCGUUCGAACUCCAUCAUCGUUCAGCACGCGCAGACGAUCACCGCCGCUACGAAGAGCAGUACGGCCUCGAAGAAUGCUCUGCGUUCGGUACUGCUCACUAUUGAAGAUCCGGCGUUUGCUGCUGCCGCCGCUACCACAACUACUUUGAUAGACGAUGAGACCUCGCCGGUCGACAGUCUAUUCGAUAGUCCCACCGCCAGUAUCACUCAGUCGGAUGGAAAGCCCUCGAAGAGAGACGAGGAACACGCGCUGGAACGUUCGGACAACACUCUCGAGGAUGAUAGUCCCGGCACGCCGACGAACGCCUCCAACUCGCUCAGCCUGUCCGAGGGUAGAGAGUUCUUCGACGAUGAGAUUGCAGAUCAGCCGGGAUUGAUCUUCGAUGACAGCAACUCGAGGGCUAGAAUCGAAACGCAGUCCGCCAUGGGGAAUCAAGUAAUCACCGAGAAUAGCCACACUUUAAUCGAGACGAGCUCUAAGACAGGUGGUGCGCACGUCAAAGGCAUGAUAAACAGUCCCCAUCACGGACAGCGUUUGCAUCGAACGGGAAGCGUAGAUACUUUGUCUCCUUGCGAAUCCAUCGCCUCGGAUGAUUUAAUGUUGGAUUAUGAUGGCAGUGAUGCGAGCUCUUACGAAGAACAACAGCGAUUAAAUUCCAAUACUGCGUUGCACGAUCUGGAUGAUGCCACUAUAAUUUCCGAAUUGGAAGCUCAGGGCGAGGAAGUGAUGAGGCAAUGGAGCUCGUUGUUAAACACCGCUCAUAUGCAAGAUGAAGCGAAUUCCAAUUCCGCCAACAACAAUUCUGUCACCAACACAGCGGGCAACAAUAACAAUCAGACCGCCAUCGAAUCUGGGAUCGGAAGUGACAGGAUGUCAAGGCUGUUGCGCAGCAGAUCCGGAACAGAAUCGCCGCGUUCAUUAGACAACAUGCGCAACCGUCAGAUUUCUAGUCCUAUGAGAACGUCGGGAAGUGUUUCAUCAUCGUGCGUCGAUUCCGGGGACGAGUCGAGCCUCAGGAUAGAUCGCGGAACGUACCAGUACAUGUUCCAGGACAUUGUCUCCAUAAAGACGAUGCUUCUGAAACUCAAGCGAGUCCUUCAGGAGUCAGGGGAGAACGAUUUGACGAGGGCAGAAACUCUCAACCCAUUCGAUAAUCCGAAGAAUGGCCUCUUCUGUAACCUGAACGAGGGUAGUACUACUGAUGUAAGCACGUCACCUGGAAGCGGUGGCAACAGCAUCGCGGACGAGUUGACGGACUUGAGGAGGCAAGUAGUGUUUCUUCAAGGCCAAGUGGAGGACCGAGAUCGUACUAUACAACUGCGGGAUCGUACCAUCGAGCUACUUGAGGUAAAUAACGAGCUCCAGAUAUCGAAGCUUCAAGGACCUAAGAACGGUGAUGCUCAAAAUUGCAUUUUACCGACGCGUAAUAACGACAUUUCCUGCGUGGACACGUGUAACGCCGCUACGCAAACCGAGAAGACACGUCCAGUAUCGGCGGGACCCUCGCUCCUACAAUCACUCCCACAGGAUGGUGUUAUGGGGCCUCUCGUUAGUUGGAGUGACUCGUCGGAUCGUCAACGAUUCUCGAUGCUCUCCGAGCUUAAUUCUGCCGGAAGCCAUCGCAAGCCAACCGAACGUUUACCUCAUACGUUAAGACUCCGUCAGGAACAGACCCCGAUACGUCGUGUCAACGCGCACGCGAGGAGACAUUCGUCAGAGACACUCGUGUCCGGCUCGUUCACCAAGUCGAAGGACACCGCGAAGUCGCCGUGCGAUUCGAACGACGCGGAACAACGCGAUGUCAAGGUAGAAGGAAACACAAUCAAAUCCCUUAUUCCGACGCCUAGGAAGCUUCGACUUUAACGAUAGGAGGGACGCGGCGAUACUCGAUUAUGUUAUCUUGUCUAUGUAUAGCAACUUUCUUUCGUUUCAGACGUCCGAAUCCCUCUCGAAGAACAGAAAAUGCAAGAUAGAAUUAAUUGUGAAUGCAUUCGAUUUAUAAAUUUCUAUCAUUUUUCCCCCGAUAAAUCUUAUCUUAAAUUGACAAUAAUAAGCCAAUAUUUUACACAUUACUUUUUUACACAAUUAAUAUAUAUCUAUUAAAUAAAUUAUUUAUUGAAUAUGAUCUAUAAGUAACGCGAAUUAGUUUACUAUUCAUUGCGUCAAACGUUUCGAUCGCGAUUCGGACGUCCAAAAGCGAUCCACCAAACGAUCUCUCGUUCCACCUAUUCUUGUUCGUAAUUAAUUUUAUCGCGCAUUACAAAGUUCACGUUCCUCGUAACGUCAUCGUUACGCGCUCGUUUAAUAUAAUUUACCGUCGUACUUAUAUGACGUACUUGCGUAGAGAGUAUCGAGCGCGAAAGAAGUCAUCUAUUCCCGAUCGAAUAUUUCGAGCAACAUAUAAUUUGUCGCGCGCACAUACGAGUGCACACAUUUAUUAAUAUUAAAGAAUUAAUUUCACCUAAAUUCGAAUGUAAAAUUAAAAAUCUAUUGCAAAAAAUUGCUAUAUCUAUUCAACGAUCGGUUGAAAUUGAUAAAGACAAAUAAUAAAUGGGAAAAAUAAUAAAUAAUACAUGUAUGUAGAAUUUUUCUUCGAAAAUGCACGAUUUCAUCUCGGCAGUCGGAAAUAUAAAAACUCUUUACGUCUUUUAGUUCGAAU
Messenger RNA from Camponotus floridanus (Florida carpenter ant), 4563 nucleotides. RefSeq names its product homeobox protein prospero. The transcript has 14 exons. NCBI's taxonomy places the organism in Eukaryota, Metazoa, Arthropoda, Insecta, Hymenoptera, Formicidae. The coding region runs from base 504 to 3767 and encodes 1087 amino acids. The record is from RefSeq and is a predicted model, not a curated record.